This is a messenger RNA of Antechinus flavipes (yellow-footed antechinus), 1248 nucleotides long. RefSeq lists its product as uncharacterized. The coding region runs from base 589 to 1083 and encodes 164 amino acids. The transcript is spliced from 2 exons. Gene Ontology annotation, cellular component: mitochondrion. Lineage: Eukaryota; Metazoa; Chordata; Mammalia; Dasyuromorphia; Dasyuridae. The record is from RefSeq and is a predicted model, not a curated record. Gene Ontology annotation, biological process: mitochondrial respiratory chain complex IV assembly.
AAAGCAGUUUUCAGCUGCAGUUUUUAUAUUCCCAAAGUUAAGCACAAUGCUUGACACAGUUAAGUGAUUAAUAAACUUUGUAAAAAUUCAUUAAUUUAUUGAAAUGGAAUGGAGGAGUCUCAGCCAAUGGUGAGUAAGAAAAAGGAAGGAAAGCCAUUGCUUUAAGUCAUCCAGAAAAAAUCUUGAACACUGAACCCAACUCAUCCUGGGACAGAAUUAAAGCAGGACUCCCUCCAGCGUUAAAAAUCAAAUAUCUUCCAUUAACCUGUAGUUCUUUAUUACAGUCUUAGAAAAACUAGAAAGAAAACUCUCAGGACGUUGCUGAACCUGCUGCCCAGUAAAAUUGCAAGUUUUAUGCACAAUUUUAAAUGUUUAUAUAACUUCCCCCCAUAACCUCCUUUUAGUAAAGAGUCCUUUUAGGAACCCAUUUUCUCUAAGUUUCUCCGAAGAGUAGUUUUAGACAUAUUUAUGUGGAGGAAAGCGAGGGGGGGAGGGGCGGCAUGAAAAAAGAAAGAUGAGAUAGUGUCCCAGGUUGCUGCAACCACGUGGCCAGAGGGAAUCAGAACGCACCGCAAUAAACCAAGAGAGAUGAGAGCGCAGGCGUGCUCGAUUUCUCAGCCACUAUUGCUUGCGCCUGGCACACGUGAUGCAAAGAGAACGUCCUGCGUUCGUGGAAUUGAACUGAAGGAGGCCCGGGGACGCGCACGCUGGAAGGGGCUCGCCACCGUUGUGCACGUUCGUCGCCGCAGUCCAGCUCCCCUCCUAGGCGUUUGGCGCUUUGCUGUUGUGGGAAACGGCUGCUUUCGCCGCUUCUCCGCGGCCAGCUGCCCUGGAGGGAUGUCGAGGAGCUCCAAGGUGGUGCUGGGCCUCUCUGUGGUGCUCACGGUGGGCACGGUUGUCGGGGUGCAUCUUCGGCAGAAGCUAGAGCAACAGAGGCUUCGAGACGGAGUGCUCAGAGAUAUAGAGAGGCAAAAUCGGAAAAAAGAAAAUGUUCGUCUUUUGGAAGAACAGAUUAUUUUGACUGAGCAUCUUGAAGCAGAAAGAAAGAAGAUAUUAUUGGCAAAGGGGUCUCAAAAAACAUGAGUUUUGAAGUGAAUGAAAUAUUCAUGAAACAGGUUUAGAUUAUUUUGUAAUUUUUUUGUUUGGCUAUGUUGUGGCAAAAGUUAAAUGAUUGCUACCACCAGCAUAAUUUUUUCUGCUCUUUAAACAUUCAAAUAAAGUAACAGUGGUUUAUCACUUGUUUUAAAA